AUGGCGCCCGCAAGGUCCCAUCAGGACGAAGGCUCGGACGCCCCGCAGUCUGGAACAUUGUCCGCCUCCCCGACGGCAGCAGCCACCGUUGCUGACGACAGCACAACAAACGGUGAACGACGUGAGAAUGAAACUGGAAAUGCAGAGGGACAACGUGGUGCCGGUGCUGGCGCCGGUGACAUUGCCCAGGCCUACAAAGACCUGACCAGCCGGCGGGGCCUAGGUCAGCUGCGUUUAGGACAUGGGAAAAUGCAGUUUGCCACGGGUCUGGAUGGUCCCGAAAUGGCGUUUGCCCAUGCCAAAUUACAAUUUGCCCUUUUCGCUCCAUGGGCCUACGAGAUGGCCAUUCUGUCUUCUCCAUGUCUCUCGGUCCGCAGACUCGCCUUCGUCGCAACAAGAGCUCGUCGACAUGGCGCAGAGCCUCGCUGCCACUUGAUUCAGCAUCGGCAUGAGCACUGGGCCGUGUACAUCCUGGACCGCUGCGCCAAGGACAUUCGAUGGGGUGAGCAGGCCGCCAGUGCCCUCGAAGCCAACCUUGCAAAGCUGGAGAGCAGGCUCGACGAGCUGCUGGCCGGUUUCGAGACUGACGAGCUACGAAAUGCCUCCUCGGGCGGCAAGGGUCCCGCUGACAAGUAA
This is a messenger RNA of Verticillium alfalfae VaMs.102, 636 nucleotides long. RefSeq lists its product with no specific name. Lineage: Eukaryota; Fungi; Ascomycota; Sordariomycetes; Glomerellales; Plectosphaerellaceae. The transcript is spliced from 5 exons. The coding region runs from base 1 to 636 and encodes 211 amino acids. The record is from RefSeq and is a predicted model, not a curated record.